Messenger RNA from Klebsormidium nitens, 2497 nucleotides. Lineage: Eukaryota; Viridiplantae; Streptophyta; Klebsormidiophyceae; Klebsormidiales; Klebsormidiaceae. The record is from the annotation of a GenBank genome assembly.
GUCACUUCGGAGAUUUGUCCAGCUGAGAUGUUCCGCCCGUUGUUGUGCUGUGUUACAAAGAAGUUUUGUCUGAUAAAGUCAAUGAUCUCGGACUGAGAUGCUUGUAGCCGGUUCGUUUUGCAGAUUUUAAUGCAGUCGAGGUAUACUUUUUGGCGGGAGACACUCCACGUGGGCUUGCAGCGCUCAGCUGAAUGACUCAAUGCAUGAGGCCCCAUAUAGCCUUGCAGAAGUUUUUAAAGGUGUAAACAGGUUGUCAGCUUCUGACAAGUUGGAUCUUUUGCGGCCGUCUCUUCUGGUUCCAAAGGCUGUCCUACAUGUCAUUGAUAGGCUGCUCGCCUUCUGCAAUUUCGUAGUUAUGUCCGCCCUCGGGGCGCACACGACGCUGCUUCGACUGGGCGGCUGCAGACAAUUUUUCCAGAGAGCAGCAGCUCGGUCACCCCGCAAAACUUGUCUUUCUACCGCCGGUGGUGGUAUAGCCGGGUUUAUUGCACAGCGGAAGUGCGCGCCGAGCCUGCUGAAAAGUGAUGCACUGUUCGGGGCUCCCGGCGGCCGGCUGUUGAAGCACUCGGGAUUUGGACUUGAGGGCCUCCCAGGGAUGGCCUCAAAGCGGCUGCAGCCUUCAGACUCACGGGACAAGUCGCUGCGCCCCAACGCAAGCACGUCGCUAACUAGUAUGAGCCCGUCUCAGCCGGGCGGCGAAUGGCAGAGGCCACACACGAAGAAAAGAGAGGGUGACCGGGCGCACGCCGGAAAGGGGGGGUUGAAAGAGGGGGUAAAAGAGCGGGGGGAAAAGCGGUCGAAGGGGGCCGAGCGGACGUGGGAGUUUGAAGAGGAGUUUGAGGAGGAGCUAGUGGCGGACGCCCCGUUCAUGGACGCAGUUGUUAAGGUCUACUGCACCCACACAGAGCCAAACUACUCCCUCCCUUGGCAAAAGAAGCGGCAAUACUCGUCGACGGGGUCCGGGUUCAUGUGCGCAGGGCGGCGAGUGCUGACAAACGCGCAUUGCGUAGAACAUCACACACAGGUGAAGGUAAAGCGACGGGGUGACGACACCAAGUUCGUUGCAACGGUGUUGGCGAUCGGGACAGAGUGCGACAUUGCACUGUUGACUGUGGAAGACGAGGCGUUUUGGCGGGAUGUCGAGCCGCUCAACUUCGGAAGCUUGCCGCGGCUGCAGGAUGGAGUAACCGUUGUCGGGUAUCCGAUCGGGGGCGACACGAUCUCGGUGACGAGCGGCGUCGUAUCGCGAAUCGAGGUGACUAGCUACGUGCAUGGGUCGACUGAGCUGCUCGGGGUGCAGAUCGAUGCGGCCAUCAACUCAGGUAACAGCGGCGGGCCCGCGUUCAACUCCCGGGGGGAGUGCGUCGGCAUCGCCUUCCAGUCGCUCAAGUCGGAGGACGCAGAAAACAUCGGUUACGUCAUCCCAACCCCCGUCAUCAACCACUUCUUAACCGACUUCGAGCGGAACGGGCAGUACACGGGUUUUCCGGCGCUAGGCAUUGCGUGGCAGCGAAUGGAGUCGCCAGCGCUUCGGCAGUCGCUGGGGCUGCGGAAUGAUCAAAAAGGAGUGCUGAUACGGAGACUGGAGCCGACUUCGUUUGCCUACAACGUGCUCAAGGAGGGCGACGUCAUCCUGAGCUUCGACGGAAUUCCGAUUGCAAACGACGGAACCGUGCCGUUCCGGUCGGGGGAGCGGAUAUCGUUCGGUUACUUGGUUAGUCAAAAAUACACGAGUGAGACGGCGACGCUGCGGGUGUCGAGACAAGGGGAGGAGGUGGACGUGGACGUGCGAUUAAGAAUACCCAAAAGACUGGUGCCAGUACACAUCUUCGGAAAGAACCCUUCUUACUUCAUCAUUGCGGGACUCGUCUUCACGCCGGUUUGCCAACCGUACCUAGAGUCUGAGUAUGGAAGCGACUACGAUUACGAUACACCAGUAAAGCUUCUCGACCGGAUGCUGCACGGCAUGGCGCGCAGCGACGACGAGCAAGUAGUCGUGUUGUCCCAGGUAUUAGCACAUGACGAGAACAUCGGUUACGAGGACCUGAGCAAUCGGGUCGUGAUCCGGCUUAACGGCGUUGAGAUCCGGAACAUCAAGCAGUUGGCCGAGCUGGUAGAGAGCUGUCAAGACCCGUUCCUGAAGUUUGACCUAGAGUACAACGAGAUGCUUGUCCUGGAAAACGCAGCGGCACGGAGGGCGACCGCGCAGGUGUUGCAAGAUCAUUGCAUACCGUCCGCUCGAUCCGCGGAUCUUGUUUCCACACCCGUAACGGAAGUGGAAGAGAAUACGGAGAACGGCAAGCCUGCUUGAUGGCAAGGUCGCCUUUUGUAGCAUGCGCCGCGGCAAAUUUGGUUUGGCAAGACUUUGAUAAUCUGGUUGAGAAGCAGCUAGCUGGUAUUGCAAUAAUUGUUCACAAGAUCGAUGGGGCUAAUAAACCAAUGCAGGUUCUUAGCCUGCUCUCAUGCUGCACUAGUUUUUUUGUGCGAUGGGUCGAGC